UGCUUUAAGUUCUGAAUCUUUUUUAAUUGCCGCCAGCCACAACGCACAAACCAUCCGGUUUGUUCACACUGCAUUCAUUCGUAGUGAAGCUUGCUUUGGAAAUCACGAGUCAAGAAGCUGAAAGGAAACCGAAACUGGGUCAGAGGCGCAGCCGGGGACUCUGGAGCACUUUAAAUUCUAUCCUAGCAGAAAUUUCGGCGAUACGUUUAUUUGACGAAUGCAUUUUCUAGUUUUUUAAUAUGCUAUCGCUGUAUUCCAGGGUCUAUGUACUAUAUGUGAAGAUGAAUUUAAGCAAGACGAGCUAUGAAGUUAGGACCCUAAAUGUGAUGACAGCUCUUAUGCUUUAGGGAAACACUUCAGAGAGAGAUAACAGCAAACAACAUGGCAACAGCCUCAGGUAAUCAGUUCGAGUGGCAGCUGUUUAUUGGACAGAAGUGGGUUUCGAUCUUUAAUGAUUUUGUCAUCGAGGCCCAUUACUGUCAGCCAGGGGCAAAUGGGAUCACCAUCAACCUCAACAUGGGGCCUGCCUAUAUUGACUUUGAUGAAAUGACAGUCGACGGACCUCUUGUUAACUUCAGUGUACGGCGUAAUACGCUGCUGUCAUACAACCAGAAAGAAGUAAUGGGCUGGUACUACAAAGAUAACCAUCGCUGGUGUGAAUAUGGAUCUCAGGGAUCGGAUGGGAGGUCAUCCUUGAUUAGAAGUGAUUAUUUAGAGCAGAAGUACAACAGCAACCCAAGGGGCUCAGUUCAGUUUACUGUGGGAAGCAUGACUUAUAUGGUGGACUUCACUGCCAUGACUCAAACCAAUCUGUCCACACGCAUGUUGAGGAAAGUGAGACGGCGGCCAAAAUUCAAUGAAGUAGUAACAGACAACAGCAGUAAUCAAAACAGUUCACCAUCUCUGGCAUCUCCCUCCGCGAACCCUACAAAUUCUUCUUCUCAACACAUCUGGGAGUUUAUGGGCGAUGAGGGUAUUUGGACUGAGUACCAGAAACCAGGAUGUUCAUUGGAUAGCGCGGAAAUCGAGAGGUUGUAUCAGCUCAACCCGCAGUGCCAAGUUUCAUUCACUGCCAGACGAUUCUCUUACACGCUUUACUUCGGUGGAAUGUAUCAAGUGAACAAUAAAUAUGGUACAAAAAGAGCUGUCAGGAGAAUCGCCAGUGGAAUCCAGCAAACAAACAGUACAUUGUCUCAAGCUCACUGGCAGUUCAUGGACAUGGAUGGCCAAUGGAAGGAUUAUAUGAAAGGUGGUUCUCAGGGACAUUGCAGUGUGUCAAGUCAAGAUAUUGAAGUGCAGUACCAGCAGGACUCCACUGGGACAAUGGGAUUCAGAGCGGGCAGAUUCAGCUAUGAGCUAGACUUCUCAGGCAUGACCCAGACCAACCUGUCUACUAACACCAGGAGACCAGUACGCCGCCUUCAGUCAUAAGAGCUCACUGCCUCGUCUUCUGUUUACUUCAAUAUUUACUUGUAGCUUUAUAUGAAUAAUCUCAGGAUGCUGAUUCACACACUGUCUGCUGGACAUUCUCAGAAAAUGCCAUACAAAAAAGCAAAAUUAUGUUCAGUUUGUCCAUGCUAACUUAUGUGCCUAUAUUGUUUUAUUAAUUACCAUAAAAUAAUGGUUUUCAUGGUGAUUAUGUACUUGAAACAAUUUCAGUAUUUUAUUCUAUUUUCUUUUCAGUGCAUUUACUAUGAUUUGAAGAUUGCAUUUGCUGUGCAUUACGUCUUAUGACAGCUUUCAACAUUCAUGUCUGUAUGUCACAGUGGGGCACUGUGACUAGAGACUGUGGUUAUGAUACUGGACUGAGAACGCAACACACUGUGCAUACAUACACUUUUCAUACAACAACACAUAUUUGUUUUGCGCAAUGUAACAUCAGUUAACACCAGGUAUGUGUGUGUGUCAUUGAUUGUGUAUUGUUUAAGUGUUAAUACUGUUCUCACCAUUUUUUUUUAGUUUAACACUUUGAGUCGUUGAUUUGUGUAUUGUUGAGAAUACAAACAAGACCGGUUACCAUGUUAAAUGUUUAUUGUUUUCAAUCAUCCACUUACAUAAAUUAAACAGUCAUACUUACGUACUGGAACAUUUUCUCAUAACAAACAGAAGAAACCCGGGCACCACAUUGCCACCAUUUUUAAAAUACCUGUUUCCCGCCAAUAGAAGGCACACUUAAUUGGUCUCAUGCCGGAGGGGGAGAUUGGUGUUUGUUUGAUUCUUUGGUAAACGGUAAUAAUGAAUUUAGUUUGUUUUGUUUGAAAUGGUUGUAUAUUUUUGUAUAUUUUUUUGGUUCUAAUAGUUAUGCCUUUGUUAAAGUUAAAUCGCUAUUUAUUUGUUUUGUCUUUCUUGAACUUAUUUGUUACCGUCAAUUACUUAAUGGUUUAGUCCAAGUGGGAGGGGCAUAUACUUUUUAAGAAUUUCUCUCAGUCUUGUAAGGGGCUCGUAGAGUGAGUCGGAGAAGCUGCUUGCUGGAAUUUUGGGUCAAAUUAUUGACAUAGCCAAAAGUUUUGUUUGUACAUUUAAACUUUGAAUUUUUUUUUCUAUUUUUGUAUCUUUUGAUACUUUUUUUUUUUUGGAAUAAACACCAAACUUUUUGACUUCA
Messenger RNA from Cyprinus carpio (common carp), 2602 nucleotides. RefSeq lists its product as uncharacterized. Lineage: Eukaryota; Metazoa; Chordata; Actinopteri; Cypriniformes; Cyprinidae. The record is from RefSeq and is a predicted model, not a curated record. Gene Ontology annotation, molecular function: zinc ion binding.